AUGGCGCCUACGCCAACAGAUAACCUGGUUGAGCGCGAAUCCUCUGCAGGGAUUAAUAACGAAAAGAUUGGGGACAAGGGUGGAGAGAUGAACAAGGCCGCUUCUAUUCAGGAAGUGCCUCUGUCGAAUUACGAUGACGCCGAAGGUCUCUCUAAAGGGAAUGCAGCUCCCUUUGCGACCGCGAAGGAUAUCGUCACUCAUGUGAUUGACCUUGACGAUGACCCAACACUCAAUCCAUGGACAUUUCGCAUGUUCUUCAUUGGUCUUGGGUUGUCCGCAUUUGGUGCGGUUCUGCAAGAAAUCAUGUACUUCAAGCCUCAAGUUGUAUACGUCUCAGUCAUGUUCUUGACCGUCCUUGCGCAAACCUUGGGUACAGCGAUGUCUACCUUCAUCCCACGGAAAGGUGUUAUUGGCCGUUUUCUUAACCCUUUCCCUUGGAACCGAAAGGAACACACUGCAGCAGUUCUCAUGUCAUCGGCGGCGGCCGUCUCGGCCCUGUCAACAGAAGCUUUGGCUGCGCAAAAGCUCUAUUACGGAGGAUAUCCUAAUGAAGCUGCAGGCAUCUUCAUCACUCUUUCUUCGCAACUCAUUGGGUAUGGCAUUGCAGGCAUGAUGCGGGAGAUUUUGGUGAGCCCGACCGCCAUGCUGUAUCCCAUCAACCUGCCAAUCACUACUGUCAUGGAGAUCUUGCAUAAACCCAAAGCCGAGACCAGGCAGAGAUUCAAGGUGUUCUGGAUUGUAUUUGUUGGAAUCUUUUGCUGGGAGUGGUUCCCCGAGUACAUCUUUCCACUUUUGUCUGCGGUUUCCAUUUUCUGCUUGGCCAACCAAAACAGUCUCGUCUUCACCAACCUGUUCGGAGGCUCCCAGGGUAAUGAGGGCAUGGGAUUGCUGUCUGUUUGCUUUGACUGGAAUUAUGUUGCUGGGUUCGGAUCACCACUUUGGAUGCCGCUUGAAACUUUGGUCAACAGUUUCAUCGGUUAUCUCGGAGGCAUUGCCCUCUCCAUGGCACUUUACUACGGAAACGUUUGGAGAGCCAAGGAUUUCCCUUUCAUGGCUCAGCUUCUCUAUGACGGGAGCUCAAACACGACCAAUCAUGUUCAAUACAAUGAGUCUGCUAUUAUGAAUGCAGACUUCACUGUGAACGGCACUCUCGUUGAUCAGACGGGAACACCUUACCUUACCGCGACAUACGUGAACUAUCUUAUCACAUCCAACGCUGGGCUCACUGCCACUUUUGUUCACAUGUUCCUCUGGAAUUACGCCGAAGUCAGUCUUGGAUGGACUUGGAUGACACUGACCAACUUGAAGAAGGUUUUGGAUCCUUCUCUUUACAUGUUCUGGCGGCACACUGGUGGUCGCACUGAGGAAGAGAAGGAAAGAAUCCGUCAGGACCCUUCCAUUGACCCUCAUUACAAGUUGAUGCUUGAGUAUGAAGAAGUUCCAACCAGUUGGUAUUUCUUAGUAUUUGCUGCCAGCUGGAUCGUUGGUAUCGUAUGCUUAUACGUGAUGAAGUCCACUCUUCCGUGGUGGGGCUUUAUCGUCGCAACCCUCUUCCUUUUCGUCUUUAUGGUCUUCUUUGGGGCGCAAUAUGCCAUUACGGGCUUCGGUUACAACUUGCAGCCAAUUUUCCAAAUGCUUGCUGGUUACAUGAUGCCUGAACGUCCUUUAGCCAACAUGUACUUCACUACGUACACCUACAAUGGUAUCUCGCAAGGACUGCUGCUUCUCCGUGAUCUGAAACUGGCCCAACAGAACAAAUUGUCACCAAAAGCUACGUUUGUCACUCAGGUCAUCGGUUGUAUCAUGGGGGCCCUUCUCAACUAUGUCAUGAUGAUAACCAUUGUUCAAAACCAAGCAACUAUCAUCAAGUCUCCCGAAGGAACGAACAUUUGGUCCGGCGCCCAAGUCCAGCAGUUCAACACUCUCGCCAUUGCUUGGUCGAUUGCACCUAAAAUGUUUUCCAUUGGUGCUCGCUACGAAUGGGUCACAGCAGCUUACUUGGUCGGCUUCCUCGCUCCAUUGCCCUUCUACAUCAUGCACCGUUUCUUCCCUCACCAGCGAAUCUGGUCUUACCUCAACACAUCCAUCAUUCUGUGGUACCUUGGGGAACUUUUUGUUGGCCUGAAUGCUUCCAUCACCACCUACUACAUUCUGGGAGCUUUCGGUCAAUUCUAUCUGCGACGUUACCGACCGCAAUGGUUCAUGAAGUGGAACUACCUUUUGUCCGCCGCACUAGACGGUGGCACACAGGUGAUGGUAUUCUUGGCCACAUUUGCAGUUUUCGGUGGUUCUGGAAAGUCGGUUUCUUUCCCAACGUGGGCAGGUAAUCGUGAAAACAACUUUGAUUACUGCAAGUUCAAUGAAGCCUCAGAGUGA
This is a messenger RNA of Penicillium digitatum Pd1, 2376 nucleotides long. Its product is annotated as OPT family oligopeptide transporter. NCBI's taxonomy places the organism in Eukaryota, Fungi, Ascomycota, Eurotiomycetes, Eurotiales, Aspergillaceae. Gene Ontology annotation, biological process: transmembrane transport. Gene Ontology annotation, molecular function: oligopeptide transmembrane transporter activity. Gene Ontology annotation, cellular component: plasma membrane. The record is from RefSeq and is a predicted model, not a curated record.